Coniophora puteana RWD-64-598 SS2 is the source of this 1245-nucleotide messenger RNA. RefSeq lists its product as uncharacterized. Lineage: Eukaryota; Fungi; Basidiomycota; Agaricomycetes; Boletales; Coniophoraceae. The record is from RefSeq and is a predicted model, not a curated record. The coding region runs from base 1 to 1245 and encodes 414 amino acids. The transcript has 2 exons.
AUGCAACGCUUCUUCAACUUUCACUUCCCCUACAGUCUCAAAUCCACGGUCACAGGCAAGCUGCAUAUCAACUGCGAAGACUCUCACACCGACCCAGUCACCAUCCCCAGCCAACGCAUCGAUACCUCCAACGGAUCCACCAUGGAAGACAUCCGUCAACAGCCAAACUCGAAUGAUGACCUCUCCUUUGACGCGGACGUCCCGAUGGCAAUGCCUACUCCCGUUACGCCCGCGCCCGCAGCCGCUGAGAGCCCGGCCGAAACCUCACCUUCUAUAUCGCGAGCAUCUGCACCCUCUCCAGCUCCUACCGAGAUCGUUUUUUACGAGCUCUCGACGAGCGAGAUCCAUGAAGAUAUUCAGUCACGUGGCAUCAAAAUCCGCGACUACGCGUAUGAUCCUGCGCCAGAUGAAACACGCGCUCCCGAGGUGUUUGACCCCCUGAUUGCGUGGAACAUUUACGAAGACACGCUCAAGCACAACUCAAACGCCAGUCGGACUUCCAUCUCGGGCAAGAAUGUUCGCCGCCUACUCGACCUUCAUUGGGUCCCCGAGGCUGACAAGCAACGAUGGUUACCCCAAGACUACCAGGCGCUCGAAGCGCACGACAGCCGUCCGCAUUAUCCCUGGAUAGCAUAUAACAUUCCCCAGCCGACUGCAGAGACGCUCGCACUUACGGCACGGCAACGCUUUUUGGAGAUCAAUCGGGACCAGCUCGGCCCCCAGACCAUGCGUCUAACUCGGCACAAUCCACGACCCGCCUACAACGCUCGUGCGCAGGAGAAGAAACGGGAAGCAGAAGAGUCAAAUGCGGGAGAGAACGCAGAGACGGCGCCAAAGAGACGGAGACUAGAAAACGGGUCUACUAGCCCUUGUGGCCGUUCUACCACUCCACCCCCAGCUUCAUCGCCUGCUUCGCAGUUCGAACGUGCUCGGACCCCCUCCAUGAUGCCCUCGAUUCCGGAGGAGCAUCGUUCGCCACUUGGGUUCGUCAACGGGCUGCCGCCGAAGCAAUACCCCGCGGGCAAGCCCUCCGACUAUCCUCACGCCUCCUCCUCCCAGAACACCCACACGCCCACCCAUGCCUGCAUUUCCUCCCCGCCCUCUCCCUCGCGGCCUUCAAACCAAAAACGAUCUCUGAGACGGACCGAGAGUUCCAUCAACGUGUGCAAUGGCGGUCCCGUCUCCCGAAGACGCUCGCUUGAUCGGUCGGACUCGUCACAGCUCAUCCACGCCGCCUCAUCAUAG